Molecule: messenger RNA, 1403 nt
Organism: Chilo suppressalis (striped riceborer)
Lineage: Eukaryota; Metazoa; Arthropoda; Insecta; Lepidoptera; Crambidae
Source: the annotation of a GenBank genome assembly
ACUAGAAUGAUGGAUUUGGCCCGGCAGUAUCGACCGCACGAAUCGAUCUGCAGUUUAGUCAAUACGGUGGGUUCGCAUAUCUCGCGUGAAUUGCGCUCCAAAAACCUGUUUGAAUAAUAAAAAUCCGCUUUGGUUGUGCGAGUUUUCGAGUAGUUUACUAAUCAAGAUGGACGCGGACUCGCCUGAGGUCUCCGGAAGCGGAAGUAGCAAAGAAUACAAGUCCGGCGUCAGACUGGUCGUGUUAAAUCUGCCUGAAGAUGAGGGAGAGGGUCUUGGUUUCCGGCUCACGAGAACACUGUGGGAUCCAUAUCCAUGGGUUCGUGACGUCACAGCGGGAUCGCGAGCUGACCAUGCCGGACUCCAAGUAGGAGACUGCCUGCUACAAGCUGAUGGGAAGGACCUUCUGGGACUACCGGUGGGGCAAGUGGCAGGCUUGAUAAGGGGCGACGGCGCUGGUAGAGGAGUGUCUCUUUUGGCCUGGAACUGUGGAGUGGACCCCAAAGAAGACCCCGAAUUACUGUGGAGUUGCGGCGGCGGCGGUCGCGGGGAGAGCGCGCGGCGCGCGUUGUCGGGCGUGCUGCGCGCGCUCACCUGCAGCGUGUGCGCCGCCACCGCCGCGCGACCGCUCACCUGCGCGCGCUCACAUCUCUACUGCACCGCUUGCUGGUCCAGACUGGAACGUUGUGCAUUAUGCAGGGAACCGCUACCGGCGCAAGACUCCCCCUACGCCAGAAACUUAGUUGCAGAACAGGUAUUCGAAGCCAUAGCAACAGAAUACGAAAUAAAAAACACAUUAAAAAAACAACGCGAGACUGUGUCAGCUCAGAACACUCCCAACCGAACACCGAACCUGUCGCCGGCUGUGAGCCGAAGAGGGCAAUACCAACACUCCAUGAUGCACAAAAAGAAAGCUGUACAAUUCACAGAGAGAGGACAGAAUUUCAGCUCUGACCCAAACAUUCACAGAUCAUUGAAUCACGAGCUCACCAGACAAACGCCGAAAACUACUAAUAAUCCGCAUGUUUUGACGGCUGGCAACACCGAAUGUAAAUGUCAAGUGAAUACUCAAGUGCCACACAUUAGAAUAGAAGACACAGAUGUGUGUGAGAGCAAUAGUAGUAUAUGUUCGUCCAUUCAACACAAACUGGUUUCGAGGUUGCGCCCAGCUUGCUCUUUGGCUGACUUGCAAAACAUCGCCCUUCAAUCGUGUCAAAUAACUAGGUCAUUAAACAGCUUGGGCGAUUGCAAUGUCCAACACACUGCAUCGUUGGAGAAUUUGAAGAACACUGAGGGCUCCGUGAUUCUGUUACCCUCCCUGCCAAUCUACGUACUCCCAGUGCCAUGUGAUCAAAAUAAAAAUUAAGAAAAUUUUUUUGUAAAUAGAUAAAAGAUAUUAUAUUAUU